Seminavis robusta is the source of this 2070-nucleotide messenger RNA. Lineage: Eukaryota; Bacillariophyta; Bacillariophyceae; Naviculales; Naviculaceae. The record is from the annotation of a GenBank genome assembly.
AUGACAUUCCUCGCCUGUUAUGAUGAAGUGGACGGGGCCACCUUUGGCAUUCUCUUUACAGCAACGCUGCUCUCUUCCUGGGUUGCUGGCAGUACAUAUCAGUGGGUAGUGGAGAAGGGUCUCUUUCGCAAAGAUUUUCUUCAAAAGGAAAAUCAGUACAAUAUACUAGUCGCCCUCAGUGCUCUUUCGGCCAAUCUACAAACCAUUGGCUGUUUUCUCAACGCCGUACUCCUGGACAGUGACGACAAUAACGACAGCUAUGGCCUUACCACUGCCCUGAGCAUCAACAUGCUCCUCAUGACACACACUUCCUUGAUGCUCGUCUCCCGCAAGGUAUCCCUAACAUAUCCCAAUGCCGAACAAACCUGGCAACGACUCCUCUACAUCAAUCUGGUGAUGCUACCCGUGAGUUUCAUGGGAGCUGCCAUUUGGGCUACUUCCCAUCGAAACCCCGAGAAGCAAGGGUGGCAACGUGCCAAUGCCGUUUUCAUUCCCUUGUCCAUUGGUCUUUGGGGACUGGCAGAAGCCACACUGAGCUCUGUAUUUGUCCAUCAAAUGGCAAAAUAUCAAUGGACCCCAGUAAAAUACAAGGGUUUGAGUAUCUCCUCCUUUGUGGCAUUCUGCGAUGUAGUGUGCUUCAUACUGGCAAUCACAGUGGGAGAUUUGACAGCCAUGUGUCUUUGGGGAUUGCUUUAUUCUGUACGUGUUCGGCUGGAAAUUCGAGUUGUGAGCUCCAUGAUUGAACACAUUCAAACGAAACGAGCCUCACUCAUGUAUACAGACAGCAUGAAUAAAGACAAGAGCAGCCGCCGUCGAAGACGAAGACGUCGUAAGAAACGAAGCUCACAGAGUGGUGAUGACGAUGAUGAAUCAGACUGCCAAUCCCUGGGCUCCAACCGCAGUAUCCUUUCUCAAAUGCGUGUGAUGAUCUAUCCCAACGAUUUGACUCAGCUCUUCAAGGCUGAUUUCUUUACAAAUGUCUUGUCACCGGGCUUUGUUUCACGGUCCCUCCGGUCCUUGGCAUCCCUGGCCAAACGAUCGCUGGGUGGUUGUGGUGGUACCUGCCCAAAAUGCGGCAAACCCAUGCUGUUGGACGAUAUGACCUUGGGAAGCAUCCGAAGUCGUAACAGCAACCGGAGUUUAAAGAAUGAAUUGCAUGACGAUUUUUGCGCUUGCUACGAUGCCGACGAAAUGUCUCCCACCACCGAGAAAACAGCAAAAACUUCAAGAGGAUCGUCUUCCAUGUUUGUGUCUCCGCCCAUGAGCGAAAUCCGAGUUAAAUCGGCAGUGGCUUUCAAUGGUGUUGCCGAAGGCGCACAGGUGGAUGAUGAAGCUGAUUACGACGACAACGAUUCUGAUUCAUCAGACAUCAUAAGCCUCAACUUCGACACCAGCUCUCGCUUGCCCGAGAUCACGACAAAUUAUACACAGCAGCUUAGUCGGCGACGCCUCAUGGAUUCGUUGCAGAAAACGAGCCAGAAAGAAGAUGAGGAAGACUCAGAUUCUGAAGAGGAUGAGGAAGAAUCUGAAGAGGACGAGGAUGAGGAAGAAUCUGAAGCGGAAGACUCAGAAUCUGAAGAAUGCACAAGUAAUGACAACGACAACGACGACAAAAAAUCUAAAGCAUCCUUGGCUAUUCGCUAUUGCGAAAAAGUUUUGGAUCACAAUUUCUCCGAGUUGUUUCUAAAUGUAACAUCAGAGGACGACAGCGGUGAAAGCGGUGUUUCAUCCGACGACGACGAUGCCGACGACGAUGAAAGCGAUCGUGAAGAAAGUAGCAGCACUGCUGGUGGAACACAAUCUCCUGCUUCCAGUUCAUAUCCACAGCAGCCAGAACAAUCUACAGCGCAAUCGCCAUUGCCCAGCACUGAGCCGCGUGAAGAACUGCCUUGCAAUUUGGAUGGCACCGUCGCAUCCAAGCCACUUGUUGGGUGUGGCGACAACAACAUGAACCAAUACAGCCAGAGUGCGGCAGAUGAUCCUGUCAGUCAGAAACAAGACAGUACAGGUACUGUCAAUGAAGCCACUCGAGAGCAACUCAAUCAACUCGAACAACUGGAUUGCUUGUAA